AUGGCGACCUCCCCCGCCGCACCCGCACCGGCAGCACCCGCCGCCGCGGACGCCCCCGCGAACCCCCACAAGCGCAAGAACAAGGGGAAGGGAGGCGGCAACCCCAACAAGAAGAAGAAGCUGCUGAAAGGGCCGGACGACCGCCGCCGCCGCAACAAGCCGAGCGCCAAGUUCCUCAAGCUGCUCGAGAAGCGCGCCCGCGACUACAACUCCGACGACGAAGACGACGUCAAAGUCCAGCGCCAGCCGCGGAGAUUGCAGCCACGGCCACCGAAGCGGCGGGACGGUGCCGGCGCCGGCGACGCUGCUCCCGAUGAGGCCGAGGCCGACGCCCCCUCGUCGGAGGAGGAGGCCUCCAGCUCCGGAGGGGAGUCCGACGACGGCGAGAAGGUGGUCACGAGGUUCGAGGAAGGCUGCAGGGCUUUCCGGGUCGCCUUCACCAAGAUCAUGUCCAAGAGGCUCGCCGACGACCCAUUGGGUCCAAUCCUGUCGGCGCACAAGAAAUUGGUCGCCGCCAAGCUGGCCGAGGAGGCGGACGAGCACAGGUCCAAGGGAGACGCCCGCAAGGAGAAGCGCAUUGCUGCGCAGAAGGGCCAUGUCAUGCCCGCAAAUCAUGUUGACAACAAGGAGAAGAUGCUAAUCAAGGUUGCAACCCAAGGGGUUGUCAGGUUGUUCAAUGAGGUGAGCAAGCGGCAGGCUCGUAAAGGUUUGAAUCCAUCAAGAAGUAAAGCAGCUUUGGCAAAAGAAGGGACACACUCUGUACCAUCUAGCCAAGGACAAAAGGGCCAGGCAUCUUCCAAGUUCUCUAAGCAUAUUGGCAAAGACGAAGAUGAGCCAGGGUGGGCACCUCUACGCGACACAUACAUGCUUGGUACCAAAUUGAAGGACUGGGAUAAAGCACAGGAUUCUGAUGUGGCUCAACAAACUGAGGUCCCUCUGGACAACUUUUCUGAUGAUGAAUAGGAAACAUAAUUCUGUUGUACUGCUGGCUGGUUGAUGGGCUAC
Molecule: messenger RNA, 1005 nt
Organism: Lolium rigidum
Lineage: Eukaryota; Viridiplantae; Streptophyta; Magnoliopsida; Poales; Poaceae
Product: RRP15-like protein
Exons: 8
Coding region: 1-963 (320 amino acids)
Biological process (GO): maturation of 5.8S rRNA; maturation of LSU-rRNA
Cellular component (GO): preribosome, large subunit precursor
Source: RefSeq, a predicted model, not a curated record